Messenger RNA from Penicillium robsamsonii, 1104 nucleotides. RefSeq lists its product as uncharacterized. The transcript has a single exon. The record is from RefSeq and is a predicted model, not a curated record. Bases 1 to 1104 code for a protein of 367 amino acids. Lineage: Eukaryota; Fungi; Ascomycota; Eurotiomycetes; Eurotiales; Aspergillaceae. Gene Ontology annotation, cellular component: mitochondrial inner membrane. Gene Ontology annotation, biological process: mitochondrial respiratory chain complex III assembly; protein insertion into mitochondrial inner membrane from matrix. Gene Ontology annotation, molecular function: ATP binding; ATP hydrolysis activity.
AUGAAGGAGCGCGGCUACAUUCAGCUUCAAUGUCUUGGCACAUCUGUUGGUUCCUUACACGGUCUUCUCCAGGAGGCGCAAUCUUAUAAUUUGGACAAAGCGACGACAAUGACCACCGUUUACCGAUCUAUCUGCAGUUCAGAAACUGCCUCGCGUUGGUCUAAAUUCAGCACCCGGCCAUCACGAAACAUAUCCACGGUAAUCGUUGAUAAAAAGAAGAAAGACGAGUUACUCCGAGAUAUCAAUGAAUACCUGUUUCCACACACGCGCCGGUGGUAUUUUGACCAUGUAAUCCCCUACCGACGCGGAUAUCUGUUGUCGGGGGCACCUGGGAUGGGAAAAACUAGUCUCACCUCUGCCCUUGCGGGUCUCUUUGGGCUGAAUGUCUACGUCUUGAGCCUCCUCGACCCGAACUUAAACGACGCACAACUCAUGAAACUGAUGUCUGAGGUCCUCUCGCGUUGCAUUGUACUGCUGGAAGAUGUUGACGCCGCAGGGCUGGGUCGACGACAAAUGAAGACUACAGGUGUUCGGUCAAGGUCAGGGAGUAUUGUGGCUUUUUCAACGGAUUCACCCGAUAGAUGGCUACCAGGUUCUAUUCCUGUGACACAAGUCGCUUCAGUCUCACUAUCGGGCCUACUCAAUGCGAUCGACGGGGUUUCUUCACAAGAAGGACGGAUCCUAAUUAUGACCUCCAACUCCCCAGAGAGUCUCGAUCCGGCGCUCAUCCGACCGGGCAGAGUGGACAUGCAUUUUGACUCUCAGCUCCCCUCCCGCGAGCAGAUGCAUGCCUUGUUUGCCAAUAUUUACAGUGACGUGUCUGUUGAUGCAUCAGAAGAGGAUAAGGAAUCAGAAUUGCGUCUUGAUGCGAUGGCGGAAAGGUUUUCCUCUUCGAUCACAGAGAGAUCAGUGAGCCUAGCGAGGCUACAAGGUUAUUUGUUGCAGUACAAGAAAUACCCAAGGAAAGCGAGUGAAAAUGGGGCCGAAUGGGCGAAAAAUAAUAGUGUAUGGUGCAUGCAAUAUGAACAAAAGGGUCAUAAUCCGAUGCAGCAUCCCUGGUUGGUGUUUCAGCUUAGCACGAGUAAUGUACGCAGCAACUAUUGA